Onychostoma macrolepis is the source of this 3033-nucleotide messenger RNA. RefSeq names its product zinc finger protein 239-like. Gene Ontology annotation, biological process: regulation of transcription by RNA polymerase II. Gene Ontology annotation, cellular component: transcription regulator complex; PcG protein complex. The transcript is spliced from 4 exons. Lineage: Eukaryota; Metazoa; Chordata; Actinopteri; Cypriniformes; Cyprinidae. Gene Ontology annotation, molecular function: DNA-binding transcription factor activity, RNA polymerase II-specific; RNA polymerase II cis-regulatory region sequence-specific DNA binding. The record is from RefSeq and is a predicted model, not a curated record. Bases 489 to 1595 code for a protein of 368 amino acids.
CAGGACUUGUAAUUAAUUAACAUCAUGAAAUGACAGCAUGGAACACGUGAAAAAAAGAAGAAGAUAUAAAUACAACAACCUCCUCGACAGCAACCAGUCUGGUUUCAGAAGUGGACAUUCAACCAAGACUGCCUUGCACUCAGUUGAAGCCCUAAGACUGGCAAGAGCGGAUUUCAAAUCUUCAAUACUUAUCUUGUUGGAUCUGUCCCCUGCUUUUGACACAGUUAACCACCAGAUCCUCCUGUCAACCCUAUUGGCAAAGGGCAUCUCAGGAACCGCACUCCAGUGGUUUGAGUCUUACCUCUCAGAUGGGUCCUUCAAGGUAUCUUGGAAAGAAAUUCAUGUUCAGUGAAGCUCCUCCCACAACAAUCACACCUUCAGCAAUAAAUGCUGGAAUAUUCCCAUCAGUUUACAAGUGAAGAGCAUCAAAUCAUCAGGAAGAGCUGAAAUCUGCAAAGACUGAGUUUAUUAAAGAGGACAGAGAGAAGAUGAGAGAUCCAGAACCCUACAAAAUGAAACACACUGAGGAUACUGAAGAACAAGCAGGGUUGAUUGAAGAAAACAAUGAUAAUGGAGAAUUGAGUGAAGUUGAGGAGAAAAACCAUGCUAAAACGGUAGAAAUACCUUUGAGCUGCUGUCAAACCAAAACGAGAGAUUUAAAGAAAAAAAAAGGCAAGAAAUCUUUCACCUGCGCUCAGUGUGGAAAGAAUUUGACACGCAAAUAUAGUCUUGAUGUUCACAUGAGAGUUCACACUAGGGAGAGGCCGUUCACUUGUGAUCACUGUGGAAAGAGUUUUGCGCACUCAGCAAACCUUAAGGUACACACAAACAUCCACACCGGAGAGAAACCAUACAAGUGUUCACACUGUGACAAGAGAUUCACUCAGUCAGGAGACCUUAAGAUACAUGACAGGAUCCACACUGGACAGAAGCCAUACACAUGUGUUCAGUGCGGGACGAGUUUCACACGAAAAGGACACCUUAAAGUUCAUAUGAGAGUUCAUACUGGAGAGAAGCCGUUCACUUGUGAUCAAUGUGGGAAGAGUUUCACACAAUCAGCAAACCUUAAGGAGCACACGAACAUCCACAACAGAGAGAAGCUGCACGCAUGUGAUCUAUGCGGCAAAACAUUUUUGUGGGCUUCAUACAUGAAGAAACACCUGAGAUGUCAUGCAAAGGAGAAGCCACAUUCAUGUUAUUUGUGUGGAAACAGUUUUUCUUCUCUACAGAAUUUAAGAUUACAUCAGAAAAGACAUGCUGGUGUGAGAGAGUACAUGUGCUUUGAGUGUGAAAAGACGUUUACUUCUACGAGCUGUUUAAAACGGCACCAGAGGACUCACUCUGGAGAGAAACCGUACAAGUGUUCACACUGCGACAAAAGAUUCAGUGAUUCAGCAAAUCUGAGAAGACACAAGAGAAUCCACGUCACUGCCUGUGGGAGGCGUUUCAAUAAGUCAUCUGCUCUACACUGUCACACACAAAAACGAAUCGCAGUAAGUAGAUCGUCUUCAGAUCCAGCACUUUCAAGUCUGUUGCCGCGUCCUCACCAAAUGCAACACAAUAAUGCAUCAAGCAAUAAAAUAUCAUCUGGAUGAAUCUUUCCUAAUCAACGACAUUACAAUGAGACAUCAUCUAAAGUUUCUACAGUUCAUAUUUGUCUUCAAAACCAGCAGAUUCAACUGUGAGAUUCAGAUCAACUCAAGAUGAUGUUCCUCCCCAAUGAACAAGAUCAAAAAGUUUUAAUCUUGUUUAUUAUUUUGCUUCAUGAUGUAAAUGUUAUCAUUGUGCUUCCUUAGAAGUUUCUUAUUAUGUUCAUAUAAUGUUCAAUUACUGAUAAUCAAACAGUAAAGAAAAAGAGAAACAUCACUCUCUGCUCUUGACUGAAUGAUUUUAGUAGCUUUAAGCUCUAAUCCAUCAGUUUAUACAGUGAAGACUAUGCAGUGUUAUUAGUGUCUAGUCUUGAUCUCAGACUAAGAGGACUCAGGAUUUUCUUUCAAGACCAUAACUGCGGGGAUAUCACUAUCAUUAAUGUGUUUGGAUGUAAAACUUCCUGCUUCAAAUGCAAUCAAUAACUAAUUAAAUAAGUAAAUAACAAAAAUAAAUAAUUUGAUUUAUACCAGUGGAUCUCAACAUGUUUGACUUCACUGCCCCCCUAUUGUCCACAACAUUAUUUGAAGGCCCCCCUCCACUCACCCAAAAUAUUUUAGAACUUAGCAUGACUAGAAAUUUGUAUAUUCAUUAUAAAAAUAACCAAAUACUAAGAAAUAUCUUUGAUUUGGAAGUUUGUUGAGGCCCCGUAGUGGCCCCUGGCUGAGAACAAAUGAUUUAUACUUUUAUGCCGGGUCAGUAAUUAUUGAGGGACUGUGUCGAAGAGGUCACCAACAUUAAUACAUACACCCACAAAAAAGUGCUUGAGAGUAUAUAAGUGCUCUCCUUAUAAAUGUAUGAGAUGUGGAUUUUUAUAUUAUAAUAUAAUAUAAUUAAGCAAUAGCAAAAGAACUGUUUUGAAAAUAAAAUGAUAUUGCUUUUAUAAAAACAUUCAGUAAACAAUUUUUAACAUUAUACUCAACAUUAUUUAUGCAUUUGUAAUUGUACCAAUUCAGAUUCAGCUUCUGUGCCACCACUGCAGUGCAAAGAUGAAUUUUGUUGUUAGAGAUUUCAUUUGAUUGGUAACAGCUCUGUAAGUGUCUUUUAUUGUAUUUAAUGAUUAAAAAUGAGGCAUUUCUCAGGCAGUAAAUGUGGAUCCUUUAGAUGAAUUUGAGCAAUGCAGGUCUGGUCUUGGUCUUGGUCUCAACACACAAUUGUCUUGGUCUCGACUUUGUCUCGGAUUAGGUGGUCUUGACUACAACACUAAGUGUUAUUUUACAUUUGAUGAAUUUAUUCUAAUAUUUAUUCUUAUUUAUUAUAAUAUGUUUCUUUGUAGGCUAUUAUUUACCUGAAUACUACUGCCAGAGCUUAGUUGCCCUAGUAGGGUACAACGGGGCUAAAGGUGCGUUUGAUAUUAUUUUCCUCAUAGAUGGCCGAGAAAUGUGG